Molecule: messenger RNA, 2301 nt
Organism: Helicoverpa zea (corn earworm)
Lineage: Eukaryota; Metazoa; Arthropoda; Insecta; Lepidoptera; Noctuidae
Exons: 2
Coding region: 1-2301 (766 amino acids)
Source: RefSeq, a predicted model, not a curated record
AUGCCUCGCAAACGUAAAUCUAAUUUGUCGAGCACCUCAUCUAAAGCUCGGGCAAUGAAAAUUGCCCGAUCUCAAGAAUCGUCUCUCCAUGCUGAAUUAAGAAGGCGCGAACAAGCAGAGCGUCAGGCUGCUUCGAGAGCUGCUGAGCUACCAUCUCAGCGCCAGCAAAGACUUGAGGAGCAAGCCGCUCGCCAAGCUUCUUUGAGGGCUUCUGAGAAUGAUAUUCGUACUCAAGUCCGUUUAUCGCAACAGGCUCAACGUCAGACAGCACUAAGGGCGUUAGAGUCACCUCUUCAAACGCAGCGACGUUUGGAAGAGCAAGUAGAACGACAAGCUGUUUUGAGAGCUAACGAGACGCCCCUUGAAACACAGCUUCGUUUAGAGGAGCAAGCAGAAAGACAAGCUAUUUUGAGAGCUAAUGAGACGCCUCUUCAAACGCAACAACGUUUAGAGGAGCAAGCUGGGCGACAGGCAGCUUCUAGAAUGGCGGAGACUCCAGAAGAGUCUCUGGCGAGAAGAACCGCGCAUGCAGAAAUGCAAGCUGAACGGCGUCGAGCUUUUAUGAAAAAUACUUGGUCUGUGUUUAAUAAUACUGCAUUUGAAUACGAUCCUUUGAUCGAUUACAAAAACCAUUCCUUGGUCGUCAUCGGGUUAAUGGUCAGGAAGGACGAAACGGCAGGUCUCUGUUGUGUCAAUGGGAAAGUACGUAUUCCUACAUUGGAUGCACCAGAAGAACCCCUCAAAACUCUUCUUUUAUAUGACUCCGAUGAGUCACGGCGCUUUUUAAAUAGGAUUCGAAAAUAUAAUUCCUGUUUCCAGAUGACAUCUUUCGGGGUAGACCGGGAAAUAAUCAUGCCCGGAUUUUCACCAACUUUUACUAUCCAGGGCCAAGUUUACCACAGGAUCGGUUCUAUGCUUCCCGCGGCCAAUGAACAACAUAAAUUUCUUCAGAUAUAUUUCAUGGGAGAUGAAGAUAAUGAAGCAGAUCGGCGAUGUCAGUACAUUCAAGGAGUUGAGAGGGAAAUCGUACUAAAAAUCCAAAGAAUGUUGCAUGAGCACAAUCGACUUAUUAAUACUUUUAAAACGGCGUUAGACCGCAUGCCUCACGAACAAUACAAAUUGGUUAUUCACGCAGAUCGCACUCCGCAUGGAGAACACGAGAGACGAUUCAAUGCGCCUCUCAUCAAUGAUGUUGCUGCAGUGGUUUGUGGUGACUUUUCUUCAUCACGCGACAUCGUUCUCCGAGCGCAUGAUAAUACUUUGACACGCGUACCCGAUACUCACAAGUUCUAUGACGCCCUUCAGUAUCCCUUGAUUUUCAGCAAAGGCCAAGAAGGUUAUCAUUUUGAACUGCCAUUAAUCAACCCAACUACAGGUCAACCCAUGCCUAAUAAAAAAGUAACCUGUAUGAACUUUUAUGCUUAUCACAUGAUGUUACGUGAGAAUGAUUUUAACUUGCUGCCCCGUUUCAGGCAAAUUUUCCAUCAGUUUUUAGUGGACAUGUGGGUUAAAACAGAGAGCGAGCGCCUCCGUUAUAUAACUCUUAACCAAAAAAAAUUACGAGCUGAACAAUACAUUCACCUGCAAGAUGCAGUAAGUAACGAUGCCAAUGUAAAUGCCAGUGAUUUAGGAAAGAUGGUUAUUCUCCCAUCAACUUUUAUCAAUAGCCCGCGCUACUUACACGAAUAUACGCAAGAUGCUUUUGCAUACGUACGCGCUCACGGCCGUCCCGAUCUCUUUGUUACAUUUACCUGUAACCCAUCUUGGAAGGAGAUAACCGAUGAGUUAAUGCCAGGUCAGAAACCAAUUGACAGACACGACUUGAUAGCGAGAGUAUUCAGAUUAAAAGUACAGAAACUUAUGGGUGUCAUUACUAAAGGUAAAGUAUUUGGCGACGUGCAAUGUUAUAUGUACUCCAUCGAAUGGCAGAAAAGGGGGCUGCCACAUGUUCAUAUUUUGAUUUGGCUCAAGGAGAAAUUGCGACCUACCCACAUUGACAAUCUGAUUAGCGCUGAAAUUCCUGAUCCUACAGAAGAUAAGGAGUUGCACGACACUGUGGUUAAAAACAUGAUGCAUGGUCCCUGUGGCAUUCGUAACUCUACGUCACCGUGUAUGAAGGAGGGGAAAUGCACAAAAAAGUACCCGCGAUCACUUAUAAAGGACACUAUCCACAAUGAACAGGGCUAUCCGUUAUACAGAAGAAGAUCACCUGAAGACGGGGGCCGAACGAGGUUCCCCGAUACUAUACAUGGAAUGCCUCUAGAAAAGAGUGGAAACGUCGCAUUCAAGGCACAGCAGUAG